CUUUCAUACACACACACACACUCGCACACACUCGCACACACAUACUGACACGCACAGAAACACGCAUGGUAAUGGUACUAUAAACAUGGCUUUUUUUACGUUUUUAAACAAAACAACUUCUUACAAGGAUUCUUGCUUUACCACUGGCUUAAAAUAUGACAGAUUUUUUUUUUGUGUGCUGUAGAGGUAAGCUAAACAUGGUGAGGAGUCGAGAGGGGAACACAGGAAGUAAAAUGAUACCAGUAAAUUGUGAGGGAAACGAGAAAGAAUAUGGAGCUUGUUCAUACAACCAUUCACCACUUCCCGGGGACCUUGCAUUUAACAUGAAUGAAACAAAUUCACCGACAUCAGCUCUUACAGGACUGGAUGAGGAAGUAUGUAACCUUGCUGUAAUUACUGAGCAAGAAUCGUUUUCUCCAAAAGGUAAAAAUGCUCUGAGAACCAAAGCAGAUCGGACAUACCUGGGAGUCAGAGUAAGAAUGCCUGUAAAAGAUAUGCUCAGAGAUAUUCGCAUAGCCAAAGGAAUGGACCCAAUAGAAAUGCAGAUGAAAGAAAACAAAGGAUCAAAAGGGGACAAAAAAAGAGUGAACAUAAGUGGUGGUCGGAGAAAUAGGCUUGUAGGUAAAUGUCAAACAAAGAGUUUGGAAGAUGAGUUUGCCAUUAUAGUGGAGGUGUUGGAAGAAGACCUUAAGACUAGUACCUCCAUACAGCCAAGCAACCAUCUUGACCUUGAAAACAAGUUCUGGGCUAAGACCAUAUCUCAGCAAGGGCUUCAAGAUGCAUCACCUCCAAUUCCAAUUUGCAAUACAGCCACUAAAAAGUUCCCUUUGCCACCUGGAAUCUAUGGUUCUGCACAUAGCCAUGCUGCUUCCCUCUUCACAGACACCAAGAUCAAAAACAGCAGUGGUGAGUCAGAUUACUUUAUACACAGAAGGCAGCAUGAAAUGACCUGCUCUCCAGGUGACAGCAAAGUGCAGGUCCCAUCUCCAGACGAAAACUAUUUUGCUCCAAUGGACCAGUGGGAUUCACCACACAAAAUAGGAAGUCCACUCAACUCAUACUUGUUGCAGGAGCAGUGGAACAGUAUGGAACACUUCUGGACCCAAAUUGAAAGAGAGGAACAUAUAUUGAACAUUAUUUCCAAUCAAGAGCUUCUUACGCAAGAUGAGAUGGGAAGAACACUCCUCCACCGAGCUGUUGAUGAGGGCAAACGGUCUCUUGUGUAUGUUUUCGCCAGACGGAUGGCAGAUCUCAACAAACUGGACAGCAAAGAUGCAGAGGGAAGGACUUCUCUGCACUUAGCUGCACAGAGGAAUCAUCACCUCAUGUUUGCUGAUUUAAUUUCCCUUGGUGCAAACAUCAAUGAAAGGGAUAAAUAUGGAAAAACAUGCCUUCAUCUCAGUGCAGAAAACGGAUACAUCCGAGUUUUAGAGGUUCUGAAAAGCUGCAUGAAAAAUGGAGCUUACAUAGAUUUGGAAGCAAGAGAUAAUAAUGGGCUAAGUGCACUGCAGCUUGCAUCAGUCGCUCUGAAGAACAUAGUUGGUGAUUUGGGGACAAGUGUGACAGUUGGCCGCAAAGUGCAUUCCCUCCAUAAAGAGCAGAUGAUGGAAACCCUUAAAUGCCUCCUGCAGAUGGAAUGCAGCAUGCAGUGUCUGGUAUGA
Messenger RNA from Silurus meridionalis, 1661 nucleotides. RefSeq lists its product as uncharacterized. Lineage: Eukaryota; Metazoa; Chordata; Actinopteri; Siluriformes; Siluridae. Gene Ontology annotation, biological process: regulation of gene expression. The record is from RefSeq and is a predicted model, not a curated record. Gene Ontology annotation, molecular function: DNA binding; POU domain binding. Gene Ontology annotation, cellular component: nucleus.